Saccostrea cuccullata (small rock oyster) is the source of this 2598-nucleotide messenger RNA. RefSeq lists its product as uncharacterized. Bases 16 to 2469 code for a protein of 817 amino acids. Gene Ontology annotation, cellular component: extracellular region. The record is from RefSeq and is a predicted model, not a curated record. The transcript is spliced from 14 exons. Lineage: Eukaryota; Metazoa; Mollusca; Bivalvia; Ostreida; Ostreidae. Gene Ontology annotation, molecular function: chitin binding.
GUGUGUAAAAAUGGCAUGGCUACUGGAAUCAUGUUUUGUCCUGAUGGAGAAAUAUUCAGUUCUCAAGAAAAGAAAUGUCAAAAAAGUAACCAACAAAUUCUGUUUGAAAUAUGUAGAGCGCAUCCAAACAUUGUACGCCCAAAUCCUUAUGAUUGUGCCCAGUUCAUUGACUGUAGCAAAUCACGUCCUGGUCAUGUGAUUGAAGAGUACAUCAAGGAAUGUCCCUACCCAUAUCUUUUCUCCACUGACACGCUUGAAUGCCAGGAGUACAACAAAGUCACAUGUAGUAUCAGAAAAGAGCCUAGAGCACCAUGUGAAUACCAACAGAAUUUGUGUACAGGAAAGGGGAAAAAUUGCAAGCCCUGCAAAGAGAGACUUCCUAGCUGUAUUGGACUUCCUAAUGGUUUGAAUCCAGUCAUGGAGUUCUUGUGGGAGAAAAAUUACAUUGUUUGUAAAGACAACAGAACUCUAAAUGUGAAAACAUGUUCUGAAGGUGUGUUUGAUCCAUACAACAGGAAGUGUAUGAAUAAUACUAUAUCCAGUUACUGUAUGAUGCAUUCUACUGGAUCUUUUCCUAACCCGGAGAAUUGUGCCCAGUUUUAUGACUGCAGUACAAGAGACUCAGAGUAUGGACUUUACUUAAAAGAAUGUCAGUAUCCGCAGCUGUACGAAAUUGAGACAGACACAUGUCAACAUUUCAGCAGGGUUAAUUGUGGUUCCCGAUAUGAGCCAAUCGAACCAUGUGAGUACAUUCAAAGUCAAUGUAUAGGAGCUGGCUGUCCAGCAUGUUCAAAGGUGAGUUGUCGUGCUCAUCCUGAUGGAGCCAAUGAAUACCCUGGCCGGGAACACACUCCUUGGUAUGUGGUAUGUGAGCAUGGUAGAACAGUGGCUGUGGAGCAGUGCCAUGUGGGGAUUUUUGAUCAGCAAUCACACAUGUGUUUAACCAAUACUGACUCUGUGAAUAACUACUGCAACAAUAACCCUGGACUGAUUCUACCAAGUUAUCAGAGCUGUGCUCAGUUUUAUAAGUGUGGUCAAUAUAACAGCAAGACUGGGACCUAUCUACAUGAGUGUGCUUAUCCCUUGCUAUAUGACAUUACCUCCAAGACUUGUCAGCACUUCACUUUAAUCAACUGUGGAGAGAGAAGAGUUCCACAAGCUCCAUGUGACUAUAUGCAAAAUAGAUGUUCUGCCAAAGAUACAACAACCCCUUGCAAACCUUGCGAAGAUAGAUUCAUCUCAUGUGUUAACAAACCAAAUGGUAGAAGUUCAAUGGAAGGAGAUAUUUUCUCAUAUGUUUUCUGUCUUCAGAACAGAACUAUUGAUGUAGUCAAGUGCACGGACGGUUAUUUUUUCCAUUCACUGGUGAAACAAUGCAUUCCUUUCAAAUAUUUCGGGCAUGUACCUUUUGCUGUAGGAGAUGACAUUUGUAACCAUCAGUUGGUGUCUGGGGUCAAUCCUGUUCCAGACAGUGCCUUCUCAGCCUCCUCCUCAUACCAUAAAGGAAGUUCUGCAAAGGACUAUACAGUUGCCAGAGCUCGCAUAAACACAACUGAAACCAAAGAUUCAAAAGGUGUUCUACAUCUUGGGGCUUGGUCUGCCCAAGAUCUCAAUGUAGACCAGUGGAUUCAGGUGAAUUUAAAUGAACCAAGUCUUGUACGUGGCAUAAUGACUCAAGGAAGAAGUGGCUGUUGUCAGCAGUGGGUGAAAAAGUAUAGAGUAUUGUACAGUUUGGAUUGUAGUAAUAAUACCAACAGUUGGCAGCCAAUGGGAGACCACACUGUCAAUGAUACGAUAUUUGUUGGUAAUACGGAUGAAAAUUCAACAGUGAGUCACAAUUUUGAUUGUCCAGUGAUUGCAAAGUGUAUCAGAAUAAAUCCGUUGGAAUGGAAUAACCAUAUCUCAAUGAGAUUUGACCUGCUGGGCUGUGCAUUGGAUACGGGUAAUUCAUCUACUAGUCCUUCAACUACUGCUGCCAGCAAUACAAAGCCCUCAAACAAUGCAGUAACACCUUCUAUCAGCAACAGUUACAACGUGACAGCAACUUCCCCCAGAAAUACAUAUGUCAGUCCAGCUGCAACAACAGCAACCAGUAACACAACGUCUCCAAUCAGCAAUACAACAUCUAACAGCAAUACAAUAAUUAAUAAUACGGCUCAAAAUACCAUGACAAAUAAUGGCAUUUCAACAUUUUCAAGCAUUACAACAGCUGUCUCGUCAACACAGUCUGUUACUUCUGCAGGUGCCACAACAAUGUCAAACAACUCCAAAAUGAAAACAGGAACUUGUGUGAAAGACUGCAAAGGGAAAGCCAGUGGUGAAUAUCAAUCCUGUAAGACUUGUAAUGGAUAUGUGACGUGUGUUUGGGGUGUUCUCUAUGAGAGACAAUGUCCUGCAGGGCUGGAGUGGAACGCAGGUCUUAAAGUCUGUGAUUGGCCAGGUGCUGCAGGUUGUGCUUUAGCAGGUUAAGCCAGAAUGAACUCUAAUUUUUCAAAUCAUGUAUUCAAAGUGCAUUUUCAGUUCAUUGUACCUUGUUUCGUCAAUACAUGCAUUCAUUAUGUUAUUUGACAUCAAUAAUAAAUUACUCUGCAACUGUUA